Molecule: messenger RNA, 912 nt
Organism: Melospiza melodia melodia
Lineage: Eukaryota; Metazoa; Chordata; Aves; Passeriformes; Passerellidae
Product: protein Wnt-4-like
Biological process (GO): canonical Wnt signaling pathway; neuron differentiation; multicellular organism development
Cellular component (GO): extracellular region
Molecular function (GO): cytokine activity; frizzled binding
Source: RefSeq, a predicted model, not a curated record
AUGGAGCUGGUGUGGCUGUAUCUGAUGCUGAUCCACGUGCAGCACGUCGCUGCCGUGACGUGGCUCUCCCUGGCCCAGCAGACUUCCCUGCAGGCAGUCCUCUGGGACCCCAGGGGCUGUGGUGGCCUGACGGGACUGGAGGAAGAGCAGGUCUCCGUUUGCCAGCAGCAGGUGGAAGCCAUGGAGGCGGCACACGGGAGUCCCCUUACAUCCAGCGCUGCCGGCACUGCUUUUGCUGUGAGCCGUGCCUGCAGCCGGGGGGAGCUGCACAGGAUCACAUCAUCUCCCAUGAUGGGCUGCGACCCCAGGGUCCGAGGAGUCAGCCCUGAAGGCGAAGGAAGAAGGGGGUGCUCUGAUAACCUGGUGUAUGGGACUGCCUUCUCUCAGGCCUUUGUGGGCAGCCCUGAGAGGAGCCAUGGUGUCUCGUCCAGCUGAGCGCUCAUGGACCUGCACAACAAUGAGGCUGGGGGGAGGGUGGCUCUCCUCCACAUGAAGGUGGAGUGCAAGUGCCAUGGCGUGUCGGGCUCUUGCCAAGUGCGAGCCUGCUGGAAGCUCCUGCCUGCCUUCCGCCACGUGGGCAACGUCCUCAAGGAAAAGCCUGAGGGGGCAGCAGAGGUUUUCCCAACACGGGUGGGUUCCCACCAGCUCGUGGUGCCCGGGAGCUCUCGCUUCAAGGCCUACACGGCUCACGGCCUGCUCUACCUGCGGGCCAGCCCGGACUUGUGCGAGCGGGACCCGGGGCACGGCACCCUCGGCACCUCGGGCCCACAGUGCGAGGGAACAUGGCCGGCCAGGGACGGCUGCGAGCAGGGCCGGCCCGGCCGAGGUGCGGGAGCGCUGCUGCUGCAAUUCCGCUGCUGCUGCCCCGUCAAGUGCAGGCAGGGCCGGCAGCCCGGGGAGGUGCCCCGGUGA